This is a messenger RNA of Triticum turgidum subsp. durum (durum wheat), 1614 nucleotides long. Lineage: Eukaryota; Viridiplantae; Streptophyta; Magnoliopsida; Poales; Poaceae. The record is from the annotation of a GenBank genome assembly.
AUGGGACCACCGCCGACCAGGUGGCCCCUGCUGGCCGCCCUCGUCGCGGCGGCGCUGCUCGCCGGCGCGGCGGCGGCGACGGAGGAGGCCUACGUCACGCUGCUCUACGGCGACGAGUUCGUCCUCGGCGUGCGCGUCCUGGGCAAGUCCAUCCGCGACACCGGCACGCGGCGGGACAUGGUCGUGCUCGUCUCCGAGUACUCGCGGGAGCUCCUCGAGGCUGAUGGUUGGAUCGUGAAGCGUAUAACUUUACUGGCUAAUCCUAACCAAGUGAGACCAACGAGGUUUUGGGGUGUCUACACAAAGUUGAAGAUAUUCAACAUGACAAGCUACAAAAAGGUUGUUUAUCUUGAUGCAGAUACUGUAGUUGUAAAAAGUAUCGAGGAUGUUUUCAAGUGUGGGAAGUUCUGUGGGAACUUGAAGCAUUCUGAAAGAAUGAAUUCCGGAGUGAUGGUUGUGGAGCCAUCUGAAACUGUUUUCAAGGAUAUGAUUAGCCAAGUAGACCGGUUGCCUUCCUACACUGGAGGGGAUCAAGGUUUUCUUAAUUCAUAUUAUGCUGAUUUUGCUAACUCCCGCGUGUAUGAGCCAGACUCACCUUUAACACCUGAACCGGAGACACAGCGCCUUUCUACCUUGUAUAAUGCUGAUGUUGGUCUUUACAUGCUAGCCAACAAGUGGAUGGUUGAUGAAAAGGAACUUAGAGUUAUUCACUACACACUAGGUCCCCUUAAACCCUGGGACUGGUGGACAGCUUGGCUUGUAAAACCUGUGGAGAUAUGGCAGGAUGUUAGGCAAAAACUUGAAGAAUCUCUUCCGGGAACCGGUGGGGGAAGGAACCCUCAUGAUCAGCUGGUGGUCAAAUUUUUAUUCAUUCUUCCCUUCUGCCUGCUGUUAUUUGGUUAUUACCAAUCAUGCUUUCAGAACUAUAAGGAUUUUCCAAGUGUGCAGUCUUUAUGUGCGUUUGCAAGAAGAGGCCGUCAUAAGUAUAAGUCUGAAGAGGCACUUCCAUCUUAUUCAGCAGUUGGUGUUUCAUCAUCUACAUUUUCUACUUCAAAUCAAAGAAUCUCAAACGGGCCACAUCUGAAGCUGCCUUCUUAUUUCGGGGCGAUUGCUGUGCUAAUCUGUUUUAUGUCUGCUGGUGUCUCUCUUGCCUUUGCUUUCACUAUCAUUCCACGACAAAUUAUGCCAUGGACAGGUCUGCUACUGAUGUUUGAGUGGACCUUCGUGGCAUUCUUCUUAUUGUUUGGUAGCUAUCUCCGUUUUGUCUAUCGAUGGGGAAGUAUCAGUGCAACUCAUGUGGGAUAUAGCAAUUCUGAUUCAUCAGAGAAUCACAUGGCUACAGGCCAUCAUCAGCGCAAUAUAUCUGACUUCGACAUGGAGGCGACAUUUUACUGGACAGGGAUGGCUGUCAUAGCUAUCAUUACUGUAUUUUCACCAACUAUCUUGGGUAUAACUGCAUUAUUUACAAAGCUAGGGUUGAUGGUUGCCGGUGGUGUUCUGCUGGCAUCUUUUAUGACGUAUGCUUCGGUGCAUCUUGCUAUCUCAGCCUUCCACAAGGGUCAAAAAGAUAGGAAUGGGUCGAGAACUAGAAGAAUUUGUUUCUGGUGUUUGUAG